Messenger RNA from Apus apus (common swift), 1543 nucleotides. RefSeq lists its product as uncharacterized. The record is from RefSeq and is a predicted model, not a curated record. Lineage: Eukaryota; Metazoa; Chordata; Aves; Apodiformes; Apodidae. The coding region runs from base 155 to 1276 and encodes 373 amino acids. The transcript has 2 exons. Gene Ontology annotation, cellular component: nucleus.
UUCCCCAGCAGGGCUGCGGGCUCGGCCUAGCGGCGGCGGCGCCCGGAGACCGGAGCGGGGGAAGGGGCAGCGGCGCCCCCCGCCGCCCCGCGCCCGCCCGCCCUCCCUCCCGCCGGCGCCGGGCGGGGGCUGCCCCGGCCCCCCGCGGCGGAGGAUGGCCGAGGACUCGCCCAAGCGGCGCAAGGCGAAUUUCAACGAGGCGGAGACGGAGGUGCUGAUCGAGCAGGUGCUGAAGCACGAGCAGCUGCUCUUCGCGGCGGGGCCGGGCCGCGCCUCCCCGGGCCAGAAGCGGAAGGUGUGGGAGCUGAUCCGGCACAAGGUGAACCCGGUGGCCGCUUGCCCCCGCGAUGUGGAAGACCUGAAGAAGCGCUGGCGGGACCUGAAGCGCCGCGACCGCAGCAAGCUCUGCCGGCUCUCGCAGGGCUGCGGGCCGCCGGGCCCCGCCGCCGCCCUCGGCCUCCUGCUGGCCCCCGAGGCGAUGCCGCCCGCCGCGCCGCCCGCCCGCCGCCACCUCCGCCGCCGCCGCGCCUACGGCUCCCUGCUGCCCGCCGAGGCCGUGCCCAUCGUGGGCGGCAUCGACACGCUGGAGCUGCCCGGCGCCGUCGUGGGGGAGAUGGGCUUUAAUGACAAUCCUGGCCCAUCUCAUCAAUGCAGUAUUGAGAAGAUGAACUUUAAAGAAGAGAUAGUAGUGAAGGUGGUAGAGACAGAAGAAAGCUCUGAGGACAUGGCCGUGGUUCCACCUAGCCAAGAACAGCUGCCUUUUCUGGGGACAUCAGGGAGUGGUUCCUCUGGGAAAGUAAAAGCCAAAACAAAAGGCAGGUCCCAGGCACACCAAAAUGAAAUAACUGAAGAGGAUCUAAUGCAGAUUCAGCAGACCCAGAUGCAGGUGAUCCAGUCCGGCUUUGACAGUGUCAACCACAAUCUUCGGCUGCUGCAGCAAGGCAUGCAAGAUCUGAGCAACAGCCUCAGCCUCAUGGCACAUACACUCGUUGCCAUAAAAAAUGUCUAUGUGAAAAACCACACUGGCCCGACCACAUAUGCUACUGCCUCUACUCAGACCACAGCUGGGUACCUGAGCCCAGGUUCCCCCCAGGCCUCCCCCACUGAGGACAGAGGUAGAGCACAGGUGGCUGGAAGCAGCAGCAGAAGCAGCAGCUGCAGCUCCAGCUCCAUGUCACAAGAACCAGGUCCUUCCGAGUUUUCUAGGCCUCCCCUGAGAACCAUUAAGAAAGAACACCCAAAUGGCUGCUACUACUUCUGCUUUGCAGAUGUGUAAAAACUUGAAUAUAUGUAAAGUGACUGUGGUGUUAGGUGCUGUUGAAUGUCCUGCUCCAGUGUGUGACUUCGAAGGAGCAAAGUGGACUUGCCUCCCAGGUCUUUCCCAGUGGGAAACAUUUCGCUAUAGGUGGCAUUAAACACUAAUUACCAGUCUUCUGUUUCUUAACUCCGUGGUGGUUGGCUCAUUUUCUUCUGUCCUCUUUUAUCUUCUUGCUCUCUUAAAAAACCAACCAACCAAACAUAAAACCAGAUUUAUUUUGACUAA